AGUGAGGCCGCGGGCUUAGUCUAGUGUGCAGUGUCCGCCCCGAAUGGAGUCGUCCCCGGAACCGCUCAGUGUGUUUGCCACCACGAAGGCACUGCUGUUGAAACGUUUCGUCGCCCAAGGCCACACCGAAACGUCGCUCAACAUCCUCGAUCUGGACGAGAUCGUACACAGCCACCACCGAGCCAUGGCACGCUUUGGAACGUUUGCGACCCCUUACUACCCGCCCGGCGUUAACAAUCAUCCCGCCGCGUUAACAAUCCUCAGCAAACUCGGUCUCGGGUUUAGCUGCGCCUCGAUCGCGGAAAUGGGAGCCGUGCUGGGUACUGGCGUACCUCCGCAGCGCAUCAUUCUUGCACAUCCGGUCAAAUCACCCGACACGAUACUGUACGCCAAGCAGCAAGACAUCCAGCGCAUCGUGUGCGACAGUGUGCAGGAGAUCACGAAGGUCCAGCGUCUCUACCCGACGGCGAAGAUCAUUCUACGCCUGCGGAUGUGUGUCACGCAAAAGUUUGGCUGCUGUCCAUACAAUGACGUGGAGGAGAUCUUGCACUACAUCAAGUCGACCCAAACGGUCACCGUUGAAGGUAUUCAUAUUGCUUUGCUGCAGACACCCAGUGCACCCUCCCUGCUGGGUGAAACAUUGCAAAAAGCUAUCCACAUCGCUCAGGAUGUGUUUAAUCUAGCGCACGCUCUUGGCUGUCCAGGCAUACCGGAGCUUAUACUCUCCGGUAUGGACAACGUGCCACCGGCAGAGCUGCAGCAGAUACCUACCGCCUUUAACCGCGACCCUACCUUGCGCAUCAUCAUCGAAACUGAUCGGCAGCUGGUCGAGUCAGCCGUAACGCUACUCGCUUCCGUUCAGUCGAAAAGGGUGAUCCGACUAGGGGGAACAGACGGCCCGGUGCUGGAGAUAAUGUACUUCAUCAAUGACGGCCGGUACGGGUCGUUCGAGUGGUGGAAUGCGGUUGAUAAGCGCCCAGCGGUAAUCCGGUCAGACGGAACAGUGCUGCACGCGGAGCUGACGUACCCUUCCUCACUGUGGGGACAGUCGUGCGAUUCGGCUGACAUUAUCUGCGAACGGAUCGAGCUGCCGGAGCUGGAGAUCGGUGACUAUCUGGUGUUUUCGGGGAUGGGAGCGUACGGGGUAACGCUUGCGUCGCGUUUCAAUGGGUUUCCCAUCCCGGAAACGGUUGUCUGUGCGGGACAGAGCACGACAAAGGCGCUUAUCGAAAGCACCGGUACUCGGUGGUUAAGCUAGUUGGAGUUGUGGAAUAAAUAGGCAAAAUUGGCUACAGAUAUUGAAA
Messenger RNA from Anopheles gambiae (African malaria mosquito), 1304 nucleotides. RefSeq names its product ornithine decarboxylase 2-like. Gene Ontology annotation, molecular function: ornithine decarboxylase activity. Bases 44 to 1258 code for a protein of 404 amino acids. NCBI's taxonomy places the organism in Eukaryota, Metazoa, Arthropoda, Insecta, Diptera, Culicidae. The transcript has a single exon. The record is from RefSeq and is a predicted model, not a curated record. Gene Ontology annotation, cellular component: cytoplasm.